AGAGAUUGGGUGAGUGCGCUACCAAACCUUUUGCAAGCAUAUAACAACAGUGUUCAUAGUACGACGGGGUAUGCCCCUACUUACCUGAUGUUCGGCAGGCACGUACGGAUGCCCACUGACCUGGUCCUGGGAGUAGCAGCAGACCGGGAAGAAGUGAGUGUGACGGAGUGGGUGGGGUGCCAUCACCAGCGUCUACACUUUGCGUACGAGCAAGUGUCUAGAAAGAUACAGACGGCAGGAGAAAGGAACAAACGUCUGUAUGAUCGGACUGCUCGAGAUGCCCCCCUGUUACCAGGUGAGAGGGUCCUGGCGAGAGAUAACCGGCGGCAAGGAAAGGGAAAGUUAAGUGACCGCUGGGAGGCUAUCCCGUAUGUGGUCUGCAAGCAGCAGAGACCGGGACAGCCGGUGUACACCAUCCGGCCGGAGGGAAAACCUGGCCCCGAACGUGUAGUACAUCGGAACAUGCUCCGCCCCUGUCCGAAUUACCCUGAGGCUGUGAGAGAAGGGCACACAGAGCCAGUACCGGUGGCCCCCUGGAUGGAAGGAUGGGCGGUGGUACCAGGUCGACCCGUGGCGGCGCUACCCCCGGCCGCCCAGAGGCAGCCAGAAAUAGCACCCGAGCCAGCUGAACCCCCAGUGGCCCAGAUACCGCCUGAGUUGAUACCGGAGCCGGUUGAACCCCCGGCGGCUCAGAUGCAACCAGAGGUAGUACCCGAACCAGUCGAACCCGAUUCACCCGUGAGACGCUCCCAACGGGAGAGCCGAGGACGCCCCCCUGCCCGGUACGGUGAGUGGACAACGCCGAGGCAUUCCAGGGACUAGAAUGCAUUGGCGGGGGAGGAUGUCACAGGAGUGACGAUCUUUUAGGCGGAACCAAAAAUUGGGCAAGUUUGGUUCCGCCCGGAUGUUUCCGCCCGGACCGGUAAAAGAAAACACCGGACAUCCGGUAGCGCCGCGAACGCUGUAAUCAGCCGAAUUACAUGCAGCUGAGAGUUAUCAAGAGGAGCGCCGGGUGAUUGGGCGAGAACAACACUCAGGGGAGUAUUUUAGAUCAGUUUGAAACACAGUUUGAGGUCGAUUAUUCCUGUUGUUGAUGUGGACCGUAGCGCUGAGUUGGGCUCACCUGGUACACUAUUUUGGACUGCUGUAUUGCUCUCUCCCUCGUUCUGGAUUAUAGAUUUACGUGAAGGAAAGUACCGAAGACCUUAAAGGUAAACGAAGUAAACGAAGUAAACAAAUACUGACCUUGGAGGAAAGCAACGAAGGGAGAAAAGACGCACCGUUGUGAGUAUACGUUUAUGGAAGAAUAGUGUUGGCGGCUGGAAAACGCCCUGUCUGCGCAUUUGGAACUAUUACAGCGUGAAGUCAAUCUAGGACAAAGAAAAUACAACAGUUAGAGCGGACGGCCCUACCCCUGAGCCAGCGCGGUGGGUGAGCCGAAGGGCCUUUGUGUGAAACAGCUCCAGUGACGAAAUACAAACACUAGGCCGAGUUAACAUCUCCAUAUUUCCGUCCGGAGCGAAGGAAAGGAAGACGGGCGUCUAUUGUGUGCACUGAGUGGUGGGUGAGUCUUGGAUGUAGAAAUUUUCACUUGAAGUGGUGCUGUGUAAUGCUGUGUCUUGCAGUGGGAUUGCUGUUGUCUUGUCCGACGUAGCCCCCGCCUCCAGUCACUCGCUUCAGAGACGGUAAAAAGGAACUAUGGUCCUAGAGUAAGACCUGUACAUGAUUAUGCUGUGAGUGUGUUUCAGUCUUAAAAACCACGAACUGGCAUCUCGAAGUAUUUUCCCAGCUAGGCGCUCGGCGGACUUGAGUUUAUGAGUGGCGGUGAAGAACUGUGCUAUUGACGGUGCGUGAGUAUUAUCUGUAUUAUUGCUACCUUACCUGUGUCCUCUUUUCAUCAUCGCAGAGUUUGAGGCGAAGGAGAUCCGCCGCCCCGAGGUCUCAACGAGAGGGCGCCCCGGUCCAGUUUUCGAUCGACCAACGGGUCUCGAGGAAAGGGCAGCGCUCGACCCGGUGUGCCGGCGUGACGUUCUCGCCCCUCUGUGGACCAACGAGCUCGCCGAGAGGGUUUCGGCCCCCGGCGCCACCUAGGAAAAACCACUGUCCAGUUGACGCAUCGCGUAGCCAGCCAUCGUAAGUCCGCCACCCUGUUACAUUAAGCAUAACCUGUUAAAACCUGCCAACUCAACAGGGAAGAGGAGUGUGCCGUGAGAGCUGUGCAGAGAGCCGUACCUACCUCGAAGUGGUAGCUAGCAGCCAUCUGUGGAGAGAGAGAACCAUUGGAGACCGAUUCAUUGUGCCCUUGUGUCCCAGUAGUCAUCUGUGGAGAGAGAGAGAGAACCAGCGUGAGCACUGAGAUACCGAGCUGUGAAGAGAGCAUUACCUACCGAACGCUGUAGUCAGCACAGAGGUGAGAGAACCAUUGGAGACCGAUUCAUUGUGCCCUUGUGUCCCAGCAGUCAUCU
Molecule: messenger RNA, 2465 nt
Organism: Misgurnus anguillicaudatus (oriental weatherfish)
Lineage: Eukaryota; Metazoa; Chordata; Actinopteri; Cypriniformes; Cobitidae
Source: RefSeq, a predicted model, not a curated record